This is a messenger RNA of Musca domestica (house fly), 1195 nucleotides long. RefSeq lists its product as uncharacterized. The record is from RefSeq and is a predicted model, not a curated record. NCBI's taxonomy places the organism in Eukaryota, Metazoa, Arthropoda, Insecta, Diptera, Muscidae. Gene Ontology annotation, biological process: S-methylmethionine cycle. Gene Ontology annotation, molecular function: zinc ion binding; S-adenosylmethionine-homocysteine S-methyltransferase activity. The coding region runs from base 199 to 1185 and encodes 328 amino acids. The transcript has 4 exons.
CUUUCGAUUGGCGAAACACAUACAGCUGUUACAUCCACUCCCAAGCAUUUCAAAAUAAUCUUAAAUCAUUAAUUAAACCUUUAGAUUUGUUUUUAAAUUGUUUGUUUAUACUCUAAAAAAAGAAAAAAAAAUCAAAGCUAUACUAAUCGAGAUCAAAAGGGUUACUUCACUAUAUUUGCAAGUACAAACAAAAAUAAAAUGAAUUCCAAGCGAGUGCUUGUAAAAGAUGGCGGAUUUGGCACUCAAAUGACAAUACAUGUUGGCGAUGCUGUCGAUGGAGAUCCUCUGUGGAGUGCCCGAUUUAAUGCAACAAAUCCGACUGCGGUUAUCAAUACACAUUUGGAUUUUUUGCAAAAUGGUGCAGACAUGAUAUUGACCAACACCUAUCAAGUUAGCGUGGAAGGUUAUAUGGAACAUUUAGAGUUGAAUGAAACAGAAAGUGUGGAUCUAAUAAAAAAAACAGUUCGUUUAGCACACACGGCCAAGGAAAAGUUUUUAAAGGAAACAUAUCAAGCGGGGUUAUCUGUUAAAGAAGGAUUCCCCCUAAUUGUGGCAUCCAUUGGACCAUAUGGUGCUCAUUUGCAUGAUGGUUCCGAGUAUACGGGGUCAUAUGCCGACUUUUUGCCAGCUAAAGAUAUAGGGGAUUGGCAUAGGACUAGAAUUGAUGCCUGUCUUGAGGCCAAGGUCGACGUUUUGGCUAUUGAAACAAUACCUUGUCAAAUAGAAGCUGAGGCUCUGACGGAAAUGCUUUGUGAAGAAUAUCCUGAUGUUAAAUUUUGGGUGUCCUUUCAAUGUAAAGAUGAUCAAACUUUGGCCCAUGGGGAAGAUUUUGUAGAUGCAGCCUUAUCCGUAUGGGACAUUGUAAAGGAACAUAAUUGCUUAGCAAAUUUCCUGGGCAUAGGUGUUAAUUGUGUCCAUCCAAAAUUUGUGACAUCACUUUUGAAAUCGGUCAAUGGAGAUAAAUGCAGUCGGGAGCAAUUGCCAAUGGUUGUCUAUCCAAAUAGUGGCGAAAUUUAUGAUGUCAACAAGGGCUGGAUGGGAAAGGAACAUUGUAUACCAUUGGCGGAAUACGUUAAGGAAUGGGCACAAUUGGGAGCAAAAAUUAUUGGUGGUUGUUGUCGUACGUAUGCACGUGAUAUACGGCAGAUAAAGGGAGUCAUAGAUGAUAUAAAUAAAGAAAAAUAAUUUCUUAUUC